AGAGGCAGCAUUCAUCAACGCCAAAUUCAACAAAUUCAACGUGUUUCUCUCUCCUCUUUCAGAUCUCUUCUUUCUACAUUCGCUCAAAACCUCUAUUUACCCAAACCCUAGCCCCCAAAUUGAUACCUCUUUUAAGAUUCGCCGCGAAUUUGCCGCUCCAUUGGUUCCGAAUUAGAUUCUCUUUCACCUCCUAAAAAAGCUUUAAACUUUCAAUUGGAGGAGUAAUGGUUGAGAUUUGUAAUGGAAGGCACUAGGGUGAUUGUCAACAAUGCUGAUGAUGACAGAGAAAAGUGCAGCUCCGGAGACGGGCGGCCGCCGAUUCCGGACUCUCUAUGCGGCCGGGGGGCCUACCGACACUGCCUGGACUCAGGCGGCACGCCGCCUUUGAGAACUAAGGUCCUUGUUCGCCACCCCUCUUUGCAGGUGAGGAGCAGAGUACCAGAUAUUUCAGCUGAACCAAGAAGAUUUAAUGGAGAUGAUGGUGUUACUGAAUAUGUCCCCCUUCUCCGAUCAGGAGCAUGGGCGGAUGUUGGCUCUCGCUCGAGCAUGGAAGAUGCAUAUGUUUGUGCAGACAACAUGAUGAAUGACUAUGGUUUAAAUGGUUCUAGUGACAUGCCUAGUGCUUUCUAUGGGGUUUUUGAUGGACAUGGAGGAAAACAUGCUGCUGACUUUGUGUGCCAUAAUUUGCCAAGGUUUAUUGUCGAGGAUGGGGAUUUUCCGCAGGAUAUUGAUAGAGUUCUGUCAUCAGCAUUUUUACAAACGGAUGCUGCUUUUGCAGAAGCUUGCUCCACAGAUGAAGAUCUUGCUUCAGGCACCACUGCUUUAGCAGCUCUAGUAAUUGGGAGGUCACUGGUGGUGGCCAAUGCCGGAGACUGCAGAGCAGUGCUCUGUCGAAGGGGUAAAGCAAUUGAGAUGUCAAGAGAUCACAAACCUGUUUGCUUGAGGGAAAGGCUUCGUAUAGAAGCCUCAGGAGGUCAUGUAUACGAUGGCUAUCUCAACGGGCAGCUCAACGUUGCUCGUGCAUUGGGUGAUUGGCACAUGGAAGGACUGAAAGGUGAAGAUGGCGGACCACUUACAGCAGUGCCUGAGCUCAUGACCACGAAGCUCACUGAAGAAGACGAGUUUCUCAUCAUAGGGUGUGACGGCCUGUGGGACGUGUUUAUGAGCCAAAACGCAGUGGAUUUUGCUCGUAGAAGACUCCAGGAGCACAAUGACCCAUCGAUGUGCAGCAAGGAUCUUGUGGACGAGGCUUUGAAACGAAAGAGUGGAGAUAAUUUAUCGGUUGUUGUGGUCUGCUUCCAUCCUGAGCCACCACCCAAUUUGGUAGUCCCUCGCGGAAGAGUGCACCGGAGCAUCUCCGCUGAAGGUUUGAAGGAGUUGCAGGGCUUCUUGGAUGACUUAGAUAUUUGAGGUUUAGAUAAGAUCGUUGUGACAUCUUCCUCAAUCUUUUUCUUUAUUAGUCUUGCUUGUUGUUGAGAGAGGAUGUAAUUUUCAACUGUAACAUAUGCGGCUUCUGACAUCAGGUUUUUUCCCUUUUCCAGUUUC
This is a messenger RNA of Salvia splendens (bonfire salvia), 1545 nucleotides long. Its product is annotated as probable protein phosphatase 2C 57. Lineage: Eukaryota; Viridiplantae; Streptophyta; Magnoliopsida; Lamiales; Lamiaceae. The transcript is spliced from 4 exons. Gene Ontology annotation, molecular function: cation binding; protein serine/threonine phosphatase activity. The record is from RefSeq and is a predicted model, not a curated record. Gene Ontology annotation, biological process: protein dephosphorylation. The coding region runs from base 241 to 1410 and encodes 389 amino acids.